Aplysia californica (California sea hare) is the source of this 6292-nucleotide messenger RNA. Its product is annotated as GRB10-interacting GYF protein 2. The transcript has 31 exons. Gene Ontology annotation, molecular function: protein binding. Bases 124 to 4296 code for a protein of 1390 amino acids. NCBI's taxonomy places the organism in Eukaryota, Metazoa, Mollusca, Gastropoda, Aplysiida, Aplysiidae. The record is from RefSeq and is a predicted model, not a curated record.
GGUCUAUCGGCCAUCUUUACUGUGAGCUGUCGUGUUGGUGAAGUUGCCUAGGUGUUUUCAAUCCUCAUCAUAGCAUUGAAGUUGCUUGCCCGGAGUUAAGUUCAUAAUUCAAACCAGUUGAAAAUGGCUUUGCAAUUUGGUCCACAGUGGUUGCGAGACCUGUCUGAUGCAGGGUCUGGGACCCCCACAUGUAGUGUCAAGUUCAAGUUAGCAGACUAUCGCUAUGGAAGAGAAGAAAUGUUAUCCUUGUUCUCUGAGUCUAGCCCUCCCCCCGACCAGGUCCGGAAACACCUGACAAUUUUCUCCAAAGAUAUCCAGAAACCAAUGACUAUGAUGCCGUUGUCUGAAGAUGAACAGCGCCUUAUCUCACAAGGAUUUAACAGUACCGUGGUGUUGAGAGCGGCUGGCCGGCCCAGUGGCCCCCCACUCCGAGUCAGCCGGGGUGGGGGGACUGUGGACAGGGGCCGGGGGAGAGGACGUGGUCGUGGGGAGGGCUAUAAUCCACGAGCUAUGGAGAAUGGAGACAUUGGGUACAGUCGCUCAACACAGGAUGGUUGGGAACAUGUUGGCAGGAAAUUUGAGCGCAGUUUUUCAAGGGGUUACGAAGAAACGGGAUCAACAAAACGAGAAUUCUCCAGGUCAUCCAGUGAUAACUGGAGGGACAAGAGACAUGAGGACGAGGAGGAUGAUGACGGUGCAAGCUGGAGGAACUCUCGAUGGGGUCCUUCAUCAAGGUCAAGCUGGCGUGAUUCACGGGAGGGAGGAUAUGAUAAUGAUCGUAGACCUUCUGUGGGACGCAGAGGUUUUGACCAUGACUCUCGAGGGCCGCGGCGUGUCAGUGAAUCUGCUGAUAAUGAUGAAGUUCCGGAGUGGGUUGAAGACGAUAUUGAAGAUGAUCCAGGCACGUUUGACUCCAAGGGCGUAUUUGUGUCCACAAAAGAGAAUAGACACAGAGAUCCUAGACAAGAGCCAUCCAGUGCAAAUGGAAAUACUAAGAAAAGAGAGGCGGCCCAGAGAGCCUCAGAUGACCCUGGGAAUAAGCCUGGUCGAGGUAGCCCAGCUGAUCCGGGCAAGACCUCGUACGCCUCCUCCCGACCACACAACGGCCUUGCCUCCACAUCGUCGUCAGGAGGGGAGCCGGAUCCCCAGGUCGAGGAGACGCCACAGGCUCCGCCGAAUCCCCGGACAGAUAGCAAGAGGGGAGGGCCUGACUCUGUGGAUGUCCCCAUACUCCCUUCCCGCACAGGCUACUCCAAGAAAGGAGACGGUGAUUCAGGUUUUGCCUUUCCUACCAAAGAAGAGGUGAAUGGAACAAGAGCACCACCAGGCCAGUACAAUGUCUCUCAUGGCCCGGAGACUCACCUGGUCAGCGCUGGGCAGGAAGCCAUGGGGCGGGCACAACAGAGGAGCCUGCCUACUGUGUCAGAAGCAGAAAAUUUCUCCCACGUGGACAAAUCGUUGCAGAGCCUGGUGGCAGAAAUGGCAGCAGACACAGACAGCAAGACAGAGGAUCCCGGGGAUGUGUCUGAGCAGGGUCUGCCUCUCACCCACGAGAAUGCCCACAAGUGGUUCUACAGAGAUCCACAGGGGGAGGUACAAGGCCCAUUCAGCAAUGAAGAUAUGGCCCAGUGGUUCAGUGCUGGCUAUUUCACCAUGAGCCUGAUUGUCAAGCGAGGCUGUGAUGACUCCUUCAAACAACUAGGGGAGCUUAUAAAGCGAUAUGGACGUGUGCCGUUCCUCCCAGGCACUCCUUUGCCCCCUUUGGUGACCUCCAGUGCCCCAACAGAGAUGAUCCCGAAUGUUCCACCCCUCAUCUCGCCGCUGGCUGCCGGAGGUUUGCCCACGCUGGUCAGUGGGGGCAUUCCCGGGGCGCAGGACCCCCUGGUCCACCAGCAGUUACUCUUACAACAGGAGUACUUGAAGCAGACUCUCCUCAUCAGGCAACUCCAGAUGCAGGCGUUACACCAAGUGCAGGAGCAGGAGAGCUUCAAGGGGCUCACCCUGGACCAGCAGCUGCACCUGGCCAUGCAGAUGACCAUGCAGGCCAACCCCAUCGCCAUGCAGCAGAUUCAACAGAUACAGCAGCAGCAGCUAAUUACACAGCAGCAACAGCAGCAACAACAGCAGCAGCAUCAACAGCAACAACAACAACAACAGCAGAAGCAGAACGAGCAGCAAAGAAUUUCUCCGUCCACUGUGCCUUUGGAGAGCAGCAACCCGGGUAUGUCCAUCCCGUCCAGCAUGCCCAUGUCCAGUGGUGACAGCGUCAACAGCCGCAACAGUCCCCUGGUCAGCCACCCGGCCUCUAGUGUAGAGGCUGGAGGAGACGAGGGAGCUGCUGUGUGGGGGCUCAGGCAACAGCAGGCCAGUGUGGCCGGAGGAGGGGCUGGAUGGUCUCAGCCCAGUUCUCUGUGGGACGUGGCUCCCGGAGCUGAGGGAUUGUCUCCUGCCUACCAAGCACAGCUUGAAAAGUUGAAGAAGGAAAGAGAGGAGGCGAGAGUGAAGGAAGAGCGCCUGAGGCAGGAGACGAUUGAGCAGAAGCAGGCAGAGCUUAGAAGGCAGCAGGAGGAACUGGAACAACAGCGGGAGCAGAUGAGGAGGGAGAAGGAGGAGCUAGAGAGACAGAAACAGCACGAGUUACAGAAAAUAGAAGAAGCACGGAGACAGGAGGAGGAACGUCUUCGCCAGCAAGAGGAGGAACGUCUUCGCCAGCAAAAGGAGGAACGUCUGCGCAGACAGCAGGAGGAGCAACAGAGGCAGGAGCUGGAGCGACAAAGGCAAGAAGAGGAAGAGGAAAGGAGGAGGCAGGAAGAGCUGAUGAGACAGGAGGAAGAGAAGAGGAGGGAGAAAGAGUUGCGCAAACAAGAGGAGAAAAAGAAGAAAGAGAAGAAGCAAGUUGAAGAGCACAAGAGGCACUUGGAGGAUCUGAAGAAACGGGAAGAGCAGCGUCUCAUACAGGAAGAAAUGCUGCGACGACAGGAACAGCAGCGACAGGAAGAGGAACGGAUGCGACAGGAGGAGGCAGAGCAGGAGAGACUGAAGGAGGAGGCAGAGAAAGAGAGGCUGAGGGAAGAGGCGGAGAAAGAGCACUUGGAAGCACAAAGGAGACAGCAGACAGAACUUCUUCGACAACAAGAGUCCUUACGGCGUCUCCAGCAGGCCCAGCGGGAGAAGCUUGCCAAUAUUCAGUUACCAGCUGCCAGCAACUGGGCCGCCCAUCAGUCCGCUCAGGCCAAUCCAGUCCAGUCUCGCUCACUCAUGGAAAUUCAAGCUGAGGAGGCCAAAAGGGAGCAGGAGAGGGAGAAGGAGAAACAGCACCAGAUGCAGCAGCAGCAGGAGAGGUCUGUCAUGAUGAGCCAGCAGAAUCAACAAAAGUCUUGGGCCACCCAUGCCUCGCAGAAUGCUCCAAAGGGUCCAUCACUCCUUGAUAUUCAACAACAAGAGCAGGAAAUCUCUCGCAAAUCCAACAAGGAGAAGAAUCAGUCAUCAUAUCAAGCAAAGCUGUCCCUGAACAGUGCCUCAACCUGGUCCAGCGCCGCGGCCACACAGAGCAUGUGGUCCGCCCAGGCGUGGGACUCGGCUGUGGGUGGUGGUACAGCGUCCAGCAUCUGGGAGCAGCCCGCCCCCACUGGCCGCGGUGGCGGCAACACUGGCAGCAGCAACAAGAAAUCUGUGAUCAAGGAAAGUGGAGAGUUCCCUGCUUUGCGGACCCCAGCCCAGUCAGGUGGGAACAAAAGUUCUGGCAAGGCCAACAAGAGCAAGAAUUCUGGUUCCAAGCACAAGAAAGAGGAGGAGACUGUCCAGAAGCUUUUCCAGACCAGCCAGAAGCAGGACAGUUUCAGCGAGUGGGUCAACCAGAGAGUGGCUCAGUUCUCCGCACCUAUCGAUGUGCCCACCUUUGUGUCUUUCAUCGUGGAAGUGGACAACCCUGAAGAUGUGAAAGACUACAUGAAAACAUACUUGGGUGACACCAAAGAGUCUCGUGACUUUGCCCGACAGUUUAUUGAGAAGCGCAGCAGCUUCCGCAACCAGGCUCGUCUGGAGAAGCAGCAGGAGGAGGACAGCAUCUGGGGCCCAGCGCCAGCUGUUAACCCGUAUAACCCAGGCCGUGGAGGGGGAAGCAACUCUGGCAACGCCCCCUCCAAUAUGGAUGGAGGUGAGGGGGGCUCGGGAAAGUCCAAGAACCGCAAGAAGAAGCAGAAGAUGCAAAAACUGGACGGCAGCGUGCUGGGCUUCACCGUGCACUCGGACUCCAACCGCAAGAAUGCAGCGGGGGAGCUGGAGAGUGUUCAGUAAAAAAAAAAUAUAGAAGGAAGUGGAGAGGAUACGAAUUGCCUCUCUGUCACUGACAUACCCCCCACCCACCCAGUCCCCCUUUAGUCUUGUCCCCAUCCCUGGUUUUAACCAUUGAAUCUGCUAUGUUGAGCCUAUUUUAACCUUCCAAAGUCGUCUAAUAAGCCAGAGAGCUAUUAUUACACAUUUUUUUCCCUUAGACUGGGUCAUUCUUUUAGCAGCAAGUUUUAAAAUGAGUUUCUAGGAAUGACUCUGCUGAUUAUACCAAAGCUGUUUUGAUAAUGACUACACAUGUUGGUGUUCGUAUGUACAUCCACCUUCUAAUUGAAUGGAGCUCUCCUUCAGGCCCCCUGACACCCCCCCAUUAUUUUGUUUGUUUGUGCCCCAGCCCCCCACUCUCCUACCCGCCUGGUUACUUCUAGUGAUACCUACUUUUUCUAUGCAUUUCUAUCAUCUCUUACCUGAUGUUGAUACUUCCAUUACAAACAUUUCAGAAUCAAGGAUGAUUGAGAAUACUGGGGAUUUUCUUUUGACACUCAUGUUCAGUGUACUUCAAAGUCAAAGUGGAAUGAAGAAAAAAUUGUGGUCACUGGUGAAAUUUGAGAAACUGAAAACAAGCAUUUUCAUCUCUUUAUUUAUCUGUAUAAUUAUUUAUACAUUCUUUCAAACAUUUAGUUGUUUAGUCAUCGGUUUGAUGAAAAGCACUGUUGGAGAAGCUGUUGUUCUGUUUGAGAGCGUGCGUGUGUGUGUGUGUGUGUGCAUUUGAGCGUUUUUUGCUUGUUGUGGAGAAGAUGUGAUUAGUUUUUCUGAACACAAACCACAGUACCAGGCAAUUGUUAGUAGCGAUUCUGUAUAUAUAUUAUAUAUAUAUAUAUAUAUACAUAUAUAGAUAGAAUGAAGACUUCCUAGCCUUUUCUACAAUGAUUACACAUGCUUUGUUUGCACAAUGGGUGCUUUGAAUGGAUAGGCUCUUGAAAAUAGUCCCCCCUUCACCCCCCCAAAAAUGUUGGUCAUGGCAGUAUUGAUAUCAGGUAUGCAACACCACUCAUCUGUUCCCCUAUGUUGGGUUUUUCAUUCCACCUUCCAAGACUCCCUCCGUUCUGCGUGUCUUCUAUCUCUGCAUUUGUCUGUAUGUUCCCCCUCCCCCAACAAACUGGGUCACACUCGGCUCAUUUUGAUUUUCUUUUUAUUUGGUUUUUAGAUGAUGUAAUGGUAACUUCAGUUGACUUUGACUUUUUUUCCUGAUUGUUGUUUUAUUCACUGUCGUUUGAGCCUUGUUUGGAAGGUUACACAGUAUCAGGGAUGCGUUUCAUUUAAAGUGCUGUCAUAUUAUUGCUUGUUUUGCUCUUUAAUUGUCUUUUACAGACCAAAUCUGCUUCAAGAUACUUUCCUGAGCUAAUGGUUUUGACAAGUGCAGUGGAACUACGAAUUCAACUCUUCAUGUUUUGCCUUUUUUUGUUUGUUGCCUGGUUGAAAAUCAAAUGGAAUUUGCUUUACUAUACCGUGAACAGAGGGAAGUUUAUUUCAGCCACGUUCAGCCAUGGGACCUCAGGUUAGGAAUGAUGUACAGCUGUAACUUUUGGUGAUUGGUGAAGCUGUCCUUUAAGAGAAAAAAGAAAAAUAUCUUCUAGUACAGUCAGAUGUUUCAGACGCCUCUGUGGCACUUGAUAUUUUUAGUGAUAUGAAAUGUGUCUCCCCCCCCCCCUUUUGUCUGUGCCCCUGUAGGUUCUGUCCAUCUACUUUAGUUUUUGCCCUCCAUGGAACGACCAUCACAGUGUUAAUGCGCUUAUGUUUUCUCCAACAAAUAAGUCUCUGUUGUGCACACAGACAGGGCAGGUGGGCUCUGUGGUGUGGUCUGCUCCUUGUACUUGUCUUUAGUGUAACAACUGUUGUUUGUAUCUCGUCCCAGCAAAAACGUCUGUCUCUGUGGUGAGAACAUGUGUUGGCCAGUGGGUGUAUCGGCUGUCUGCUUGAUCGCCCCCUUGUUGUACAGUAGUUG